Messenger RNA from Durio zibethinus, 2640 nucleotides. RefSeq names its product protein CLAVATA3 INSENSITIVE RECEPTOR KINASE 6-like. Lineage: Eukaryota; Viridiplantae; Streptophyta; Magnoliopsida; Malvales; Malvaceae. Gene Ontology annotation, molecular function: protein kinase activity; protein binding; ATP binding. The record is from RefSeq and is a predicted model, not a curated record. Gene Ontology annotation, biological process: protein phosphorylation.
AAAAGAGGGAAUUUCCUGACUUAAAUUUUUUUUUCAAAGAAAUGGCCAACCUCAGGGAAUGUUGGAUUCCCCACAGGCCACAGUGGAAGCUUAGCAAAUCAAAGCAAUCCCAACACUUGUUCUAUUCUCUCUAUCUGACACCAAAAACCUGCCUAACCCACCUGGUAAAAAAAACCCAAAUUUUGAUUAACCAUCCUGAUUAUAAUAAAAUCUUACUGUGCUUAACAGUUAAAACUUCACUUUGAUGUUUUACAUUUUUUUUUUACAAUAAUGUGGUACAAGAGGAGAAAAUUCUCAAACAUCCUGUUCCCUACAUAAAUACAUGAUUGAAAGAAUUUUCUUUAUCAAUCAUGUUUUGAUAUUUAUAUAGAUUUGGUUAAUAUGGCUUAGCUUUUAUAUAUUCUUUUUUCUCUACUUUUGAUUGAACCAGUGGCAGGCAUGUUACUUCUCUCUGGUGUAUUUUAAACUAUCUCAAAGUCUCUGGUUUCUUGGCUCUUGGUUCUGAGUUCUGACAGAAAGUUGAGAGUGUGUGUGCAAAUUCUAUUCUUGUAUAGGAACCAUGGGGACUUUCACUGCUUGGCUUUUGAUGUAAGCAUUGCAUAAAACAACACAAUCCUACUUGAGCAUUACUUCAGUUGAAUCGUUUGCUUACAAACUUCUACCAGCUCCUUACCUGCUUCCUAGUCCCCUAUAUAUAAAAGAAACUGGUUUUUUAUUUCUUUGUUGCCUUGCUCUCUUUGAGCUGCAACUACUGAAGCAAUGGAAUUCAGGAAAGAGAAGAUUGUUUUAAGUUGUGUGGCCUUGAUCUGCUUAUGGACUUCUGCAUGUGGAUUGCUUUCACCAAAAGGUGUAAACUUUGAAGUGCAAGCUUUAAUGGGCAUAAAAGCUUUUCUGGUUGAUCCUCAUGGGGUUCUUAACAAUUGGGAUGAUGCUGCUGUUGAUCCAUGCAGCUGGACUAUGGUCACAUGCUCUCCUGAUGGUCUAGUCAUUGGCCUAGGAGCUCCAAGCCAGAAUUUGUCUGGUACACUUGCCCCCACAAUCGGAAACUUGACAAAUCUCCAGCAAGUGCUCCUACAGAAUAACAACAUAUCAGGACAUAUACCCUCCGAAUUAGGGAAGCUUCCGAAGCUUCACACACUUGAUCUUUCUAACAACUACUUCUCUGGUCAAAUUCCCAGCACUCUGUCCCGUUUAAAAGGUCUCCAAUACUUGAGGCUGAAUAAUAACAGUCUCUCAGGAGCAAUACCUUCCUCUCUGGCAAACAUGACUCUGCUCACUUUCCUGGACUUGUCUUUCAAUAAUUUGAGUGGACCAGUGCCAGGAUUGCUAGAAAAAACAUUCAACAUUGUUGGAAACCCAUUGAUCUGUGCCGCGGAAGAUGAGCAUGACUGCUCCAGAACAAGACCAAUGCCAAUGUCUUUGUCCUUAAACAAUUCACAAAACUCACAACCCUCUGGUAGACCCAAGAGCCACAAAAUUGCUUUAGCCUUCGGCUCCAGCCUAGGCUGCAUCUGCCUACUUAUUCUUGGCUUUGGUUUCUUUCUUUGGUGGAGGCAAAGACACAACCAGCAAAUAUUCUUCGAUGUUAACGAACAACAUCGAGAAGAAGUUUGCCUUGGAAACUUGAAGAGGUUCCAUUUCAAGGAACUUCAGAUAGCUACUAACAACUUCAGUAGCGAGAACUUGGUUGGAAAAGGAGGUUUUGGAAACGUAUAUAAAGGUUAUCUCCAGGAUGGAACAGUUGUAGCUGUAAAAAGGCUUAAAGAUGGAAAUGCCAUUGGAGGUGAAAUCCAAUUUCAGACUGAAGUUGAGAUGAUGAGCCUAGCAGUUCACCGCAACCUCCUUCGGCUCUAUGGAUUUUGCAUGACAGCGACAGAGAGACUUUUGGUUUACCCUUACAUGUCCAAUGGUAGCGUUGCUAGUCGACUCAAAGCCAAACCAGCCUUAGAUUGGGGAACGAGGAAAAGAAUAGCUUUAGGAGCAGCUAGGGGCUUAUUGUACUUGCACGAGCAGUGUGAUCCAAAGAUAAUUCACAGGGAUGUUAAAGCUGCAAAUGUACUUCUUGAUGAUUACUGUGAGGCCAUAGUUGGUGAUUUUGGAUUGGCAAAGUUGUUGGAUCACCAGAAGUCACAUGUGACAACAGCUGUGCGGGGCACUGUCGGACAUAUAGCCCCGGAAUACCUAUCCACCGGGCAGUCCUCUGAGAAAACAGAUGUUUUUGGGUUUGGUAUCCUUUUACUUGAGCUGAUAUCUGGACUGAGAGCUCUUGAAUUUGGGAAGACAGCUAACCAGAAAGGAGCCAUGCUUGACUGGGUAAGAAAAAUUCACCAAGAAAAGAAACUGGAGAUGCUAGUUGACAAGGACCUGAAGAACAACUAUGAUAGAAUUGAGCUUGAAGAAAUGGCUCAAGUGGCCCUUUUAUGCACUCAAAACCUCCCAAGUCAUAGACCCAAGAUGUCAGAAGUGGUUCGGAUGCUGGAAGGUGAUGGACUUGCUGACAAGUGGGAAGCUUCUCAGAGAGCUGAAGCAACCAGGUCUAGAGCCAAUGAAUUCUCCUCUUCAGAGAGAUAUUCUGAUCUUACUGAUGACUCUUCCUUACUGGUUCAAGCAAUGGAGCUCUCUGGACCAAGAUGACUUUCA